AUGGCCUUGGGGGUCGCCGGGGCGACGAUGCAGGGGCUGUUCCGCAACCCGAUGGCCGAUCCUGGGAUCAUCGGCGUCUCGGCCGGCGGUGCGGUGGGGGCAGUCGUUGCUAUCGCCACGGGGAUGACGGGCCUUUUCUUCCUCGCGCUCCCGGCAUUCGCCUUCGUGGGCGCAAUGGCGGCCACGUUCUUGGUCUACGGCAUCGCCGCCGUUGGGGGGCGCUUUUCGAUGGCAACGCUUCUGCUUGCGGGAGUCGCGGUCAACGCCUUCCUGGGCGCAGUCGUCUCCGCGAUCAUCAUCCUCCUGCCCGACAACGAGGCCCUGCGGGAGAUCCUGUUCUGGCUGGUUGGUGGGCUGGACUCCCGCUCUUGGGAGCACGUCCGUAUCUCCGCGCCGCUCAUCCUGGGCGGCGUCGCUGUGGUCGUGCUGAUGGCUCCGCGACGCUGA
This is a messenger RNA of Geodia barretti, 447 nucleotides long. The record is from the annotation of a GenBank genome assembly. Lineage: Eukaryota; Metazoa; Porifera; Demospongiae; Tetractinellida; Geodiidae.